Messenger RNA from Coregonus clupeaformis (lake whitefish), 6439 nucleotides. RefSeq names its product integrin alpha-5-like. The record is from RefSeq and is a predicted model, not a curated record. Gene Ontology annotation, cellular component: integrin complex; external side of plasma membrane. Gene Ontology annotation, biological process: cell adhesion mediated by integrin; cell-cell adhesion; integrin-mediated signaling pathway. Lineage: Eukaryota; Metazoa; Chordata; Actinopteri; Salmoniformes; Salmonidae. Bases 204 to 3368 code for a protein of 1054 amino acids. The transcript is spliced from 30 exons. Gene Ontology annotation, molecular function: integrin binding.
GGGAGAGCGAGCUGAGGGAAGAAGUUGACUGAGCAUUUAGGAGAGAUACAGCGAGUUUGAGUUUCAAGGCAUGCAGUUUAGAGAAAUAGAACAACCACGAAAUAGAACAACCACUCCACAAGCUCUACUGAUCUAAAAACACAAGAGCAACUCAGGUGUUGAUUACAACAAAUAACAUCUUAGUGGAUUAAUUGAGAAAUAGAAUGUGUUCCAAUAGAUACCGUUCGAAGAUACCGGGAAAAGUUAACUACCCAUUAUUCUGCAUUGGGGUUUGUCUAAUAAUUCUGCUACGGUUGUGUGCUGCAUUCAACUUGGAUGUGGAGAACCCCGCUGUCUACAGCGGACCUAAUGGGAGCUACUUUGGAUAUUCCGUGGAAUUUUACUUGACCAAUUCUUCAAGCAUCAGUGUGGUGAUUGGCGCUCCCAAGGCCAAUACCAGCCAGCUCAACAUCACAGAGGGCGGGUCCGUGUACUACUGCCCAUGGAGUCUCGGCCAAUCUGAGUGCCACAACAUUGAAUUUGACAAUCAAGGGGACCGCAAAGUCACUCUCAAUGACAUAGACUACCAGGCUGAAGUCAAGUCCCACCAGUGGUUCGGCGCCACCGUCCGUUCCCACGGAGACACCAUUCUGGCCUGCGCCCCCCUCUACUCCUGGAGAACCAAAAAAGACAUGCCCCAGUCAGAUGCCACGGGAACCUGCUACCUCUCUGUCAAGAACUUCACCAAGUUUGUGGAAUAUGCUCCCUGUCGCACAGAAUUCAUUAACGAGGGUGGUCAGGGCUACUGUCAGGGGGGAUUCAGUGCUGAUUUCACCAAGGAUGGGAAAGUGGUACUUGGAGGACCAGGCAGCUUCUUCUGGCAAGGUCAGGUGAUCUCAGCAGCCAAAGAGGAGAUAAUCAAGGCUUACUACCCAGGGUACUUCAUGCAGUCUGUGGAGGGACAGACCCAGACCAGACAGGCUCAGAUCAAAUAUGACGACAGCUACCACGGUUACUCUGUUGCGGUUGGGGAAUUCAGUGGAGAUGACGUGGAAGAUGUUGUGGCUGGGGUCCCAAAAGGGGUCAUGCUCUAUGGUUUGGUGUCUAUUUUAAAUGCCACUGAUCUGAAGUCCAUGCUCAACUACACUGGCGAACAGAUGGGCUCCUAUUUUGGGUAUACUGUGGCCACUGCCGACAUCAAUAACGACGGCAUGUCUGACCUGUUGGUGGGAGCUCCCAUGUACAUGACCCGAGGGUCAGACAGCCGCCUGGAGGAGGUGGGCCGUGUGUACCUCUAUCUGCAGCGUCGUCCCCUGGACCUGGAGCCAACUCUCAACCUGACCGGGACACAGGUGUUCGGGAGGUUUGGCAGCACCAUCGCACCUCUGGGAGACCUCAACCAGGACGGAUACAAUGAUGUGGCCAUCAGCUGUCCGUUCGGUGGAGAGGACCAGCAGGGAUUGGUUCUCAUCUACAACGGAUUCGCCGGUGGGCUCAGGGACAUGCCCUCUCAGGUCAUAGCUGGCCAAUGGGCUUCAGGUACAGUGCCCGCCAGCUUUGGAUUCGCACUCCGAGGGGCUAAGGAUCUGGACAUGAAUGGCUACCCAGAUCUUAUUGUUGGUGCUUUUGGAGUUGACAAGGCAAUUUUGUACAGAUCCCGGCCCAUCGUCAGCACCAGUGCCUCCCUGACCGUCUACCCCACAAUGAUCAACCCUGAGGAGAAGAGUUGUUCAGUCAAUAACGGCAACACCACCAUACCUGUCUCCUGUGUCAACCUGAGUUUCUGCCUCUCUGCCAAUGGGAAGUACCUACCAGACAACCUAGACUUCCAGGUAGAGGUGCAGUUGGACCGUCUGAAACACAAGCAGAUGGGAGCGGUGAAGAGGGCUCUGUUUGUGGACUCCCAGCAGGCAGUGCUUCAGAGGAGUGUGAGAGUGAAGAACGGAGAGCAUGUGUGUUACGACACCAAGAUCUACCUGAGGGAUGACAAGGAGUUCAGAGAUAAGCUCUCCUCCAUCUACAUCUCCCUCAACUUCAGCCUGGAUCCUCAGGCAGCGUUUGACUCCCACGGCCUCAGACCCAUCCUUAACUACCAGACCACUGAGCUCAUCGAGCAGAAGGCCCAGAUUCUGCUGGACUGUGGAGAAGACAACAUCUGUGUUCCUGACUUAAAGCUGGCAGUGCACGGGGACAGGAAGGAAGUGUACCUAGGUGACGACAACUCACUGACCUUGACUUUCAACGCACGGAACGAGGGUGAAGGUGGGGCCUACGAGGCUGAACUGUAUGUGGUGCUGCCUCCUGAAGCAGACUACAGCGGUAUAGCCCGCAAUAACGAGAGCCUGACCCAGCUGACCUGUAGCUACGAGACUGAGAACCAGACCCGCUACCUCAGCUGUGACCUGGGCAACCCCAUGAAGUCUGGCACCAGCCUGUGGGCAGGCCUGCGCUUCACUGUGCCACGACUGAAGGACACACACAAGACGGUUCAGUUUGAGCUACAGAUCCGCAGUAAAAAUGAGAAUAAUUCCCACAGUGAGGUGGUGCCCUACAAGCUGGAGGUGGUUGUCCAGGCCGAUGUUAUUUUACAAGGUGUCUCCCGACCAGACAAGGUCUUCUUCCCUCCCCCCAACUGGAAGGUCUCCAAGACCCCCCAGGAGGAGCAGGACAUUGGGCCUGAAGUCCAACACAUCUAUGAGCUGGUGAACAAAGGUCCCAGUGGUAUCAGUCACACAGUGCUGCAGCUCAGCUGUCCUCUCAGUGUUCAGGGCAAGGGUCUCCUCUACCCCCUGGAGAUCUCUACUGAGGGACCCCUCAACUGCACCACCAACCACUCCAUCAACUACCUGCAGCUCAAGCUCCAGCAGUCUUCCACAGAGCAGCCACCCCUACUUGUGCCUGGUCAGGAUCACCACAUCGAGAGGAGAGAAGUCCCGAGAGACCAGCUGGCGGAGCACACUAACCUGUCCUGCUCUAACGUGGAGUGCUGGACGCUGCAGUGUGACGUGGGUCUUCUGGAGAAGGGGACCAGCGCCAUCCUCAAAGUGCGCGCCCGCAUCUGGGCUGAGACCUUCAUCGAGAGGGCAUACAAGGGGUACGUGCUGGAGUGCCUGGCAAUGUUCAGCGUGGUCAAGAUGCCAUAUGCCAUCUUGCCCAAGGAGGUACCUAGUGGAUUUAAAAAGGUGGUGACCCCGGUGGUGUGGAACAAGCCAGACAGCCAAUACUCUGCCCCCCUGUGGAUCAUCAUUCUGGCCAUACUGGCUGGGCUUCUGCUGCUGGCACUGCUCAUCUACGUCCUGUACAAACUUGGCUUCUUCAAAAGGUCGCUACCCUAUCGCAUGGCUAUGGAGAAGGCCCAACUCAAGCCCCAGGCUGCAUCUGAGGCCUAAACACCACAUAGAAAGGAUUUAAAACAAACUAUUUUGUUGUCGAAUAACCAAAGAAACCUAGAAACCCACAUGAUUGCAACGGAGAAAUGUGCUUAAUUUAAAUGUCCAGAGAGGAUUAGACUGCAGUUGAAGUCAGGAGGAGGUAGAAAGACCACUGUACUGCACUAGAGGAAGAAAAACCCAAAGAACUCCAAACCAAAUGAAUGUUUUUAAUUUAAUAUAUGUUUAUGUUUGUCGUCGUCGGGUUGGGGUUGAUCACCAAGCUGAACUUCAGUGUCACAGUCAGACAAACUGGCUUUAGACUUACUGAUCCUAUUUGAGUUGAAGUCCAAGACUAGUGACUACAGAAGAAGAAGAGGAGCAGCCUAUGGAAUCCCUUGAUUCGAUCAAGGAAGAUGCUUGGUUUCUCCCUGCACAUCUUUUAAAACAGCUUUUUAUUCCCUUGUGGAUCCUUGUGAAAGAGAAUAUUGUUUUAAUCUUUUUCAACUGCCUUCAUUUUGGUGCUAAAAAAGUGUGCUCAUUGCUUCAAAAAGGUAUAUUGUGGUGUUGAGUGGGACUGAAUGCAUCUCCCUUCCUUUUUGUAGCUAUUCAAGAAAUCUGAUCUGAUACUUUCCCAACCGAAGUUGGAAACAUGCUUUCUGUUCAGGGCACCAGAGGAGCAUGUUCACCAGAGGAGCACAGACAGUCUGUCUCAUGUCUCCGUAAUCGCUCUACACCUGAGCUGUUUACCUAUCCACAUUUCUACCAAAUAUGUUUUUACAGCCGAUCUUAUCUUUUGUUUAAUGCUCCAGUAAUGUUCGGCAGGUAUAGACUCCUGUACUGCCAAAAUAGCUUCUUCUGCCUCAGAUUGGUGGACAUGCAGUGCUUGGUCCAGUUGUUUUUCACUCAAAGGAAAUCUACUGAUGUCUAACAAGAUGCCAAAAACAGACAGGAUACUGACGGACUGAUCUUCCUUUGAGUUUGACUUGAACCCUUACUGAUCACUUUGUGUUGAUCCUAUAUGUUUGUGUUCGUUGUGACAAAUGAAAGCAUUGCCUCAAAGCUGACUGGGACUUGACUGGAUCAAUCCACCAUGGGCCUGUGAGAUAGAUAGAACUCUGGCUGGUGACUUGUAAACAAGUUUGUCCAGACUACAUACAUACAAUCUGAUUGGGUUGCUUGCAGGUCAGGGCUCACUCCGGUGAGUGUCAGGGAAACGGCCAAAUAUCGGCUAAAACGGCUAAACGUUUGACCUGGAUCUUGUAGUGUUCUAGGAGCAUCUUCGCUCUGGUUUAUUUUAUGAUAAAGAGAACUGACUGAGUACCAGAAGCUCUCCCACCACGAUGCUGCAGCUUCACCCAUGGACUGAAUAUGUGGGGCUCAUUUAUUUGUCAUGUAAAUAGGUUUUGUGUGUGUUGGACUCCAUGUGUCUUCAUGUGUCAAUGUUCCUGUCUGUGUAUGUUUUUUUGUGUGAAUCAGAGAGAUAUCUUUCCCAUUGCUAACUAAGUCCUCUCCUUUCUCUCUUGCAUCACUAGGGAAGGGUAGACUUGUCCAGCAGUAAUGCUGAUCAUCGCAUCACUUCAAUCUGUACUCAGGAUGGGUUGAGACUGCCCAAUAGUGUUUAGGACAGCUAGGACCAGAGUAGCUAUUCAUUUAGGGCCCGAUUCAGACUUGAGAUAAGUAGACUUAACAUGGAUUUAAGUCAACAUUUUUUAAAACUUAAGUCCAUGUUAAGUUAACUUAUCUCAAGUCUGAAUCAGGCCCUUAAUGCAGUAGAGAGACUGCAAUGAAAAUGCACAUGCAUACAUACAUGUACAGUAAAAUCAGUUUGUGCCUCUUGUAAAGGGAUAGCAUCUGGGCAUUGGGAACUAAACAAAUUGUUUGUAAGUGCAAUAUUAUUAUUCACUCUGGUUGAUAUUGGUUUUAGUUUUUGCCGUAUUUUUUAAAUUUUUUUGUUCAUUUUCUUCCAGAGGUGUUGUGUUACACCUGGUGUAUCUAACAUCUGGUGAUGAGUGUGUGAUAAAAAUCAUACAAAGUUUGUUCCCUGUGGUCGGAUGGGAUAUUGUCUAAAACAAUUGGUUUGUUUUUUUCCUCCUAGAUUUUUCCACUGCACAUAUUGACCAAUUGUAUAUUUUGCUCCACUGCUAUAACUAGGCAAUGUUUAGUAUCACUAUUUCAGAUAUCAGUGGUAAAGAACCUCUGAGUUGAACUUGAGUGGGCAUGUGUGAUAAUGUAUGUUCAGUUCAAUUGUAUCACCUAUCCAAACGCAGCCAUAGUUUUACACAUUUUCACUGUUUCUUUUGAAUGCCCUUUAGCUCAUAUUGGUGAUUUAAUCCACAAGCUUUAUCAACAUUCAGUGGAUUCAUUUGACAUGUAUCAUAUUAUUUUGAACAGUAUUUGGAUAUUGUUUUGAACAGUAUAUGUAUGAUCGUGGUGUCCAGACUGAAAAUGUCAACCUAGUAUUAUUUAUAUUGAAAGAGGAUGUUUUAAACAGAAUCCUCUGUGGUUACAGCAGGAGACUACACUGGGUUUAUCCUUGUUUUCUCAAUGCUUUCUAGGCCCCAUUUAAUAAAUCUCCUUUUUACAAAGUUGUAAAUAUAUUUCUGCCGAGAAUAUUUUUUAGAUCCAAUUGAAGAAAAACAUUUGUGAAAUUUACUCUCCCCAUAUUGGGGAGACUUUUUGGGAAGAUGAUUUUGUCUCUUAUUAUACGGUUUGCAUUUCAAAUAAAAUGUUUAAUUUUUACAAAUCCUGAUGACAUGCUUUGAUUGAAUACACAGUUCUGAAAAUAAUUUAUUUAGAAAAAAUAAACUUGCACAUGACAUGAAAUGUUUUACACAUUUGUGUAUGCUGUCUGGAAUCAACUGAUUGCUCAACAACUUAUUGUACAUGAUAGUUGUAUUACAAAGUGGAGAAGGCCAAAACAAACUAAAACACCAUAACUAGGAGCUAUAACAUAGACCUAUUGUAUGUGCUUAUAUGGCACUCACUUGUAAAAGUGAGAGGCCUCCUGUAGGGCCUACUGUAGCUCAGUUGGUAGAGCAUGGCGCUUGCAACGCCAGGGUUGUGGGUUCGAUUCCCACGGGGGGCCAGUA